Messenger RNA from Rotaria sp. Silwood2, 1593 nucleotides. The record is from the annotation of a GenBank genome assembly. NCBI's taxonomy places the organism in Eukaryota, Metazoa, Rotifera, Eurotatoria, Philodinida, Philodinidae.
AUGAAUCAAUUGAACGUUCAUCUUCUGCAUCUACCCGAUGAGAUAUUACUUAUUAUUUUGAAAAAAUUAAACAAUAUUGAUGUUCUUUAUUCAUUAUUGAACAUUGAUAAUGAACGACUUAGCAUUUUAGCACAAGAAAAAAUCUUCAGUAACACUCUCAAGUUUGUAUCCAUUGAUAAUAUUUCUUCAAUAGAUCACCACAAAAUUGAUCGAUUUUACAUCGAUAUAUUGCCAAGAAUUCAUCACAAUGUGAAAUGUUUUAUACUUGAACCAGUUUUAAUGGAAUGUAUUCUUCUUGCUGCUGAUUAUCCAAAUCUAACUGAAUUGAAACUUUUUAAUUUUGAACAAAAAAUUGCUUUAAAUUAUUUUACAAAUGAAUCACCUCUUCGACAUAUUUUUCAACAACAAAUCACAGAACUUAUUCUUGGAAAUAGGGACAGAAACGAUAUGAUAGGAUCAUCAAAGAAGUAUACUACAAAUGUCUAUGGACAUAUCUUAAAGUUCUUUAAAAAUUUGAAACAUUUGACUAUUAUUGAAACAUUCAAUCCAUCAUAUCCACGUUUAUCACUUCAUAAGUUACCACCAACUACUUUUUCCUCUUCAACUCUUACUCAUUUAUGUAUCAAUAUGUAUACAUUAGAUGAUUGUCUUUAUUUACUUGAUGGUCGACUCAAACAAUUAUCUUCACUUAUUAUUGGAAUAAGUUACGUAGACGAAUUUUCAUCAAUCGUCCACAAUAUGGAUAAUCUACCUAAUCUAAAAUAUUUCUCAUUAAAAUGUUAUGUUCAAAUUAACCAAUAUGAUAAUAAAAUUCUACCUCUUCUUCAUCGUAUGUCAUUUUUGGAAAAACUAACUUUAUAUCUGCGUAUAAAAGAUCGAGCCAGAUUCAUUGAUAAAACUCAUCUGCAAAAUGAAAUUCUUAUUUAUAUGCCACGACUUCAUUCGUUCACUUUUUAUAUUUCUACUGAUCAUAAUACUGUUGAUUUAUUUCAUGAUGUGCCUAGACAAGAUAAUCAACGAAUUGUCACAAAUAUCGGGCAACAAUCAAUGGCUAAUAUCAUACAUUAUACUAGUAUUAAUAAAGCUGUAUAUCAUAUCUUCUCACUUCCUUUUGUAUUUGAUCAUCUUGAAGAUAUUGGCAACAUAUUUACUGAUACUAUAUUUAAUUAUGUUACAUAUUUACUGGUGCAAGAUAUAUUUCCAUUCAACCACGAAUUCUUUAUUCGAAUCGCCCGAUCUUUUCCGUUACUAAACAAUUUACGUAUUGUAAAUUUUCAAUCACAGUCGACAUGUAAUCUUAACACAUUUUCAUCUGAUAGUAGCCAAUCAUAUUCAAUUGCUGAAUAUCCUUAUCUUACUUCACUUGACGUGAGAACUGCAGCUAUUGAUUAUGCAGAACAAUUUCUAAAUGAAACAAAGACAUAUGCACCGUAUCUGACUGAAUUAACAAUUCAUUAUCGUAAUUUGAAAAUGGUAACAAACGACUUUACAAGAGAAGAAACACGGCGGAGUUGUGCGAAGGUCAAACGACUAAUUAUGAUAGGCACAUGGGUACACUCCAAAGAUUUCUAUCUUUAUUUUCCUUUGUUAUAA